Messenger RNA from Scheffersomyces coipomensis, 1581 nucleotides. Its product is annotated as cytochrome P450. Lineage: Eukaryota; Fungi; Ascomycota; Pichiomycetes; Serinales; Debaryomycetaceae. The record is from RefSeq and is a predicted model, not a curated record. The transcript has a single exon. Bases 1 to 1581 code for a protein of 526 amino acids. Gene Ontology annotation, molecular function: heme binding; oxidoreductase activity, acting on paired donors, with incorporation or reduction of molecular oxygen, reduced flavin or flavoprotein as one donor, and incorporation of one atom of oxygen; iron ion binding.
AUGUCUAGUAUAGUUGAAACUGUUUUACCAUAUGCUACAAAGUGGUAUGUGAUCUUACCAGUUUUUAUCAUUGUUUAUAAUGUCUAUUUAACCAUUUACCAAAAGGUAAUGAUGAAGAAACUCGGAGCUAAAGAAUUCACUAAUUUAGAAGGUGAUGGUUGGUUUGGUUUCCUUUUAGCCAAAUGGAUUCUUGAAAAGAAACAAGAAGGUAGAAUGGUUGAUUUUGGUCAUGAAAGAUAUAGUGAUAUUCAUAAUACAGAUGUUAACACUUUUAAAUUUAGAAUUCUUGGUAUUCCAAUCGUUAAUACUAGAGACCCGGAAAAUAUUAAAGCUAUUUUAGCUACUCAAUUCAAUGACUUUGCCUUAGGCUCAAGACAUAAACAUUUCUUACCCUUAUUAGGUGAUGGAAUCUUUACUUUAGAUGGUGAAGGUUGGAAACAUUCAAGAGCCAUGCUUAGACCUCAAUUUUCAAGAGAUCAAGUUGCUCAUGUUCAAGCUUUAGAACCUCAUAUUCAAAUCCUUGCUAAACAUAUUAGAAAGAAUAAAGGUGAAUUAUUUGACAUUCAAGAAUUAUUCUUUAGAUUAACCGUUGAUUCUGCUACAGAAUUUUUAUUUGGUGAAUCUGUUGCAUCAUUACAAGAUGCUUCUAUUGGUUAUGAUGAAUCCGACGUUGAUUUUGAUGGAAAGGCUGGAUUUGCUAACGCUUUCAAUAAAGCUCAACAAUAUUUAGCUUCCAGAGCUGUAUUACAAGACUUUUACUUUGUUCUUAAUCAUCAAGAUUUCAGAAAUUGUAAUGCUGCCGUCCAUAAAUUUGCUGAAUAUUAUGUUCAAAAGGCCCUUAAUACAAGUCAAGAUGAAUUAGAUAAGAGAUCCAAAGGUGGAUAUAUCUUUUUAUACGAAUUGGUUAAAGAAACUAGAGAUCCAAAAGUCUUAAGAGAUCAAUUAUUAAACAUUUUAGUAGCUGGUAGAGAUACUACUGCAGGGUUAUUAUCAUUUGCAUUUUAUGAAUUGGCCAGAAAUCCUGAUGCUUGGCUGAAAUUAAAGGCUGAAAUCUAUGAAAAAUUUGGAUCAGGUGAAAAAGCUGACGUUGGAGAAAUUACCUUUGAAUCAUUAAAGAAAUGUGAAUAUUUGAAAGCAGUUUUAAAUGAAACUUUAAGAAUGUAUCCAUCUGUUCCUCAAAAUUACAGAGUUGCUACUAAAGAUACCACUUUACCAAGAGGUGGUGGUGAAAAGGGUAUGGAUCCAGUAUAUGUUAGAAAAGGACAAACUGUAUUAUAUCUGGUUUACUCAACCCAUAGAUUACCUGAAUAUUACGGUAAAGAUGCUGACGAUUUCAGACCAGAAAGAUGGUUUGAACCAGAAACUAGAAAAUUAGGUUGGGCUUAUUUACCAUUCAAUGGUGGACCAAGAAUUUGUCUUGGUCAACAAUUUGCCUUAACAGAAGCCUCAUACAUCAUAUCCAGAAUUGCUCAAUUGUUCCCUAACUUGAGUGGUCCUGCUGAUGGUGGUGAAUACCCUCCAAAAAAGUCAUCUCAUUUAACUGCAUGUCUUCAAGAUCCAGAUCUUGUACGUUUGUAUUAG